Molecule: messenger RNA, 476 nt
Organism: Aaosphaeria arxii CBS 175.79
Lineage: Eukaryota; Fungi; Ascomycota; Dothideomycetes; Pleosporales
Exons: 1
Coding region: 99-377 (92 amino acids)
Source: RefSeq, a predicted model, not a curated record
GGUCCAAGCCAGAGGAACAAGCCAUAACGAGGGUCAGCAGUCGAGGGUAGACAGGUAUCCCGCAGGGCGCCGCCGCACGCCGCCGUCGGUAGUCGCCCAUGCCCAUCCCCCAGCCCAUUCCAUCGCCGACCAUAAAAUCCAAUCCAGUCGAAUCCAAGCCAAUCCAAGCCAAUCCAAUCCGUCCGUACACUCCCCAAAUCCAAGUUGGGUUCAUAGCCAUUCCCUGUCCAUCUAUUCGCCUACCCUGUCCCGUUCUGUCUUUGCCCUUUCCUGUCUCGCCUUGCCCUUCUUUUUCUUCGAAUCUAACCGUUUACCGUACUGGAUCGAACUCGACUGGACCGGAUCGAACUGGACGGGACUGGACUGGACUAUCCUGAUAAUUGAGGGAAACAAGCUGUACCUACCGUUACCGUUCUUGUCGUCCGCCUUCUCUUCUUCUCUCUUUCUAUUGCUCUCUUUGCCCUUUGUGCCUUUCU